Diospyros lotus (date-plum) is the source of this 411-nucleotide messenger RNA. Its product is annotated as glycine-rich protein 23-like. NCBI's taxonomy places the organism in Eukaryota, Viridiplantae, Streptophyta, Magnoliopsida, Ericales, Ebenaceae. Bases 1 to 411 code for a protein of 136 amino acids. The transcript has a single exon. The record is from RefSeq and is a predicted model, not a curated record.
AUGAAAGCGUAUGCCAUUGUUCUCAUAGUCUGCGGCUCUGUGGCUGCCUUGAUUAUAUUCUUGUGCUGUCUCUGCGGUGGUCGCCGGAAAAAGAAGCCCACUAAGCCCCCCGCCGCAGCAGCAGCAGCAAGGACCGUAACUCCGCCUAUCCGGGAAGCUCGCCGAGACGUCGAGAUAGGGGGGGUGGCCAAAAGCAGCACCGGGAAAGAUGGCGGACUGAUGGUUCUAGGAGGUGCUGCUGCUGCUAUUGCGGUAGCAACUGUGGUCAGUAGCAGUGGUGGGUGUGGUGGUGGUGGUGGCGGCGGAGGCGGAGACGCCGGCGGCGGUGGAGGAGACGGCGGAGACGGAGGCGGGGGCGGGGGUUGCGGCGGCGGUUGUGGCGGCGGUUGUGGCGGAGGUUGUGGAGGUUGA